This is a messenger RNA of Lucilia cuprina (Australian sheep blowfly), 583 nucleotides long. Its product is annotated as UPF0729 protein GD16342. The record is from RefSeq and is a predicted model, not a curated record. NCBI's taxonomy places the organism in Eukaryota, Metazoa, Arthropoda, Insecta, Diptera, Calliphoridae. The coding region runs from base 144 to 458 and encodes 104 amino acids. The transcript has a single exon.
ACGUCAUUCUUUCAGAACUUUUUUACUAUUCUAGCUAGAAAAUUUAACAAAAUUUCAAAUAACUAAUCAUUUAGUUAACAUUUGCAUAAAAUUAAUAUAAAAUUACUUUUUAACUGAAAUUCUUACAUUCCAGUAUCACCACAAUGGUUUGUGUUCCUUGUUUUAUUAUUCCCGUACUACUGUACAUUUGGCACAAAUUUAUUCAACCCAUAAUGCUGCGUUAUUGGAAUCCUUGGGCCAAAAAAGAUGCCCAGGGUAAUGUUAUUAAAGAAGCCCCCGAAUUUCCAUUCGAGUGUAAAGGUGGUGUUUGUCCUUAUCCAGGUGCUAAAAAGAAGCUAAAAGAUAAUGAGUCAGAGAACAACACGGAAGAUAAGAACGAAAGUGAAGCGGCGACCUUGACAACAAAGGCAGAAACUAUAGCAGCAGCUACGGAAGUGGAGAGUAAAAAAGAUAAUUAAAUUAGUUUAAAAAGGAAAGGACAAAAAGUAUUUUAAGUUUUAGUUUUUUUAACAUAAAUAAUUGUUUUGUAAAUUUUGGACUAUAUAGUUUUAAUAGACAAGAUUAAAUAAAAAGUAAAUAAAUA